Messenger RNA from Tachysurus fulvidraco (yellow catfish), 4031 nucleotides. It is a transcript of the gene ptena, whose product is annotated as phosphatase and tensin homolog A. Gene Ontology annotation, cellular component: cell projection; cytosol; nucleus. The record is from RefSeq and is a predicted model, not a curated record. Gene Ontology annotation, molecular function: inositol-1,3,4,5-tetrakisphosphate 3-phosphatase activity; protein tyrosine phosphatase activity; phosphatidylinositol-3,4,5-trisphosphate 3-phosphatase activity. The transcript is spliced from 9 exons. The coding region runs from base 1542 to 2822 and encodes 426 amino acids. Gene Ontology annotation, biological process: cell motility; negative regulation of cell population proliferation; regulation of phosphatidylinositol 3-kinase/protein kinase B signal transduction. NCBI's taxonomy places the organism in Eukaryota, Metazoa, Chordata, Actinopteri, Siluriformes, Bagridae.
CUGCGGAUGGAUACAGUGUUUAAUUCUACCAGAUCUAGCUUCUUUUUUCCUCCGCUGGAAGCCAUGAUGGAAGUUUGAGAGUUCAGCUGGAGAGAGAUACCGCGAGACAAACGGAGAGAAACAACAUGAAUCCCUUCGACAAAUCUGCGGCUUGGACGCGUUAAUGAAGCGGUGUAUGAAGGUGUUGGGUGUGUGAGCGAGCUGGAGGCGGUCACACACACGCGUUUUGUGCGUUUUGUGUCGGAAAUCGCGUCGACCUUUUGCGCGGAGGAGAUGAUGAGUGUGUAGGACGGCUUUAAACGUGCAGACACACGGACACACACACACACACACACACACAAAUGCCCCUACACACGGGUUGUAAGUGCACUCGGGACUGAAACGGACGUUUUGUGGAUCCUCUUCCCCCCUAAUGAGAGGCGAUGGAGAGGUUUUCGUGCUCGGUUCUGAGGUAAAUCACGGCGGAUCUGAUGCUCUGCGUUUGGGCUCCUGGAGGAUCGGAGAGCCCUUUUCUCUCCUGGAGGAUUGGGACACUCAGGAUUUCUGCUUUUGUUUUACUCUCUACGAGCAUCCUGAUCAGCUUUAGGACACAUUUAUAAGCUCAUCUUGUUGCCCUUUCGGUGUAAUUAGUGCUAUGUCUGUGAUAGACACUGAGACAGUCAGCUUCAGGCCUGCUGUAGUCUGGACUGGAGCCCUAUUUGGGCCCUUAAAGCUUUAGGACUCUUUACACAUCAAAGCAUCUCGUUUAUAAGCUGAAAUAAUCCUUGUUUUAACAAGUGCAGCCUGCUAUAUGAAGCUUCGGUUCCCUUUAGAAGAUUCGGGCCUGUUUGGUGGAUCUCUGGCUCUACCGUAGACACACAAGGCUUCGAUAAUCCUAAUUUUUAGACCGUAGAUCUAACGGAACCCCUCGGCGGCGUGACCCGAGUCCCGGUUCGAACGUCCUGACAGACCAGAAUAAACCCGCUUUAUUCCGUAAUUCUUCGUUAACGGUGCUUCAUAUGAAUUUGAACCUUUUGCAGAAAGGAAACGGUGUAAUCCGAGACCAGGACCAUCGUUAUCACAGACUGGAAUAUCUUUUCCAUCCUGCUGCACCGGAGCAGAUCCAUCUCCAUCCUCUACGGCGUCGACUUCGAGACCGAACACGCUCCGGUCGUCGUAAGGAGAUCCGAAGAACCCGAGGAACAUCCGACACGUCCAUUUCGAAUCCAAUUUUACACGUUUAAACCUUUUUCCCAACGCCGCAAGGUUCGGAAAUCUCUACGAGGCCCGGGAUUUGACUUUAGCGUCUAAAGCUGAUCCGGAUAUUUCGUCCAGCCCCCCGGACGACGUCUUUAUGUCCGUAUUAAGCAGGUUCCUGAACUUUUUGGAUGCAGGUAUAUGCUUCACGUAACCAGUGGAGGUUGCUCUAGCAGGAUCUGCCGGAUCGGACGUCUCCGAGGCCGCGGCGUCGUACACGUGUAAAUCUAGUAAUCUGAUUUAAACUGUGCACAACAGGACAAACGACUUUUUCUAUACAGACCCGUGUUUGUAAGUAAACCGCGAUGGCGUUCAUUAAGCAGAUCGUCAGCCGAGAAAAGAGACGGUACCAAGAAGAUGGAUUCGAUCUGGACUUAACGUAUAUUUACCCCAACAUCAUCGCUAUGGGGUUUCCAGCUGAGAGACUGGAGGGAGUUUACCGCAACAAGCUAGAUGAUGUCGUACGGUUUUUGGAUUCCAAACACAGAAACCAUUACAAGAUAUAUAAUCUAUGUGCAGAACGACACUAUGAUACGGGCAAGUUCAACUGUCAGGUGGCUCAGUACCCGUUUGAAGACCACAACCCGCCUCAGCUGGAGCUCAUUAAGCCGUUCUGUGAGGAUCUCGAUCAGUGGCUCUCCGAGGACGAGAACCACGUCGCUGCCAUUCACUGCAAAGCGGGAAAAGGGCGCACAGGGGUGAUGAUCUGCGCUUAUCUGUUGCAUCGUGGGAAAUUUAUGGAGGCACAGGAAGCUCUGGAUUUCUACGGAGAAGUCAGAACCAGGGACAAGAAGGGCGUGACCAUCCCGAGUCAGCGGCGGUACGUGCACUAUUACAGCUUCCUGCUGAAAAACCAUCUGGACUACAAACCCGUGGCUCUGCUCUUCCACAAGAUGGUGUUCGAGACGCAGCCCAUGUUCAGCAGCGGCACCUGCAACCCUCAGUUUGUCGUGUACCAGCUGAAAGUGAAGAUCCACACGUCGAAUCCGUCUCACACGAGGCGAGAGGACAAACACGUUACUUUCGAGUUCCCUCAGCCGCUUCCUGUUUGUGGAGACAUCAAAGUCGAGUUCUUUCAUAAACAGAACAAGAUGCUGAAGAAGGAGAAGAUGUUCCACUUCUGGGUGAACACGUUCUUCAUCCCCGGGCCGGACGAGAGCGGAGAGCGAGUGGAGAACGGCUCGGCCAUGAACGACAGCGACAGCCACUCGUCCAAUCAGAGCCAGAGCUCUCCCUCAGAGAGGGAUCGAGGGACGGGUGGAGGGGAGAGAGAGAGAGACCGGGAGAGAGACAGAGAGAGAGAAGGAGAGAGGGACUACUUGAUCCUAGUGCUGACGAAGAACGACCUGGACAAAGCGAAUAAAGACAAAGCGAACAGAUAUUUCUCUCCUAACUUUAAGGUGAAGCUGUUCUUCACGAAGACGGUGGAUGAGACGUCAAACUCGGACGCGAGCACUUCUGCCUCCGUCACUCCGGACGUUAGUGACAAUGAGCCGGAUCAUUACCGUUAUUCGGACACGACUGACUCAGACCCUGAGAACGAACCGUUUGACGAGGAACAGCACACGCAGAUCACAAAAGUCUAAACGCUUCUCACACACACACACACACACACACACACACACACACACACACUCAGCUACCUAUAAUAGACAUGGACAUAAAAAGCCAACCAACACCAGACAAAAAAAAAAAGGAGAAAACUUGAAAAAUGUACUGAAGAGAAAAGGACCCGCCCACGUCGACCUCGCUAACCGAACCAUCACUUCUGCUCUCCUGACCAACCUCCGCUUUUAUUAUUAUUAAUUAUUAUACGAAUAUUGACGUCAUUGGCUGAGGCGAGUGGGCGUGUCCUGUAGCUACUCUGUAUAUAUAUCUAUAUAUAAAUAUAAAUAUAAAUCUAUAUAAAAAAAAAUCCAGUUUUGUGUUGGAUGAUAAAAACUUUGCAAUCAGGCGAGAAGAGGAGGAGCAGGACGGACGAAGAUGAAACCGCAGUCCUUCUUUCUUUUUUUUUCUUUCCUUCUCUUCACCCAGGCCAGUGCUGCCGUCGCCAGUCGCUCCCUCCGUCUCCUCCUCUCGCUCGCUCCCUUGUGAAACCCCACCCAUCCCAUCCCCCGUCCCUCGCUCGCUCUCCUCCCCAGGCGUGUGCUGAUCGUCAGGCGACGUAUCGCCGUGUUCCUGGCCGCGUCUCAGAUAUCGCUGUGACGCGUUCCAAAUAAUCGUAGUACACUAAAAGAGUUUAGACGACGUGGAACCCGAACGGGACACGGCAGAGAAUUGUGACGUCACGAUUAGACUUUUAUUCCUUCGGACGUAUCAAAAUGAUUUCGGUAUCUAAAUAUAUAUUGUGUAACACUGCAGUUAAUUUUUUGCCCAUGUGACGCGCACGUCAUCAGUGGGCGGAGCAUCAGCUUAUCGCUACGUCAGCACACGCCUAUUUCCCCUUACUGUGAACGCUUCUCGUGCCGUCCGCGAGCCCUUAAUACUUGACCUUCGACCCUUCUUUUCACCUUGCGCCGUGAACUAUGAAUUCUGGGAUGCGUAGUUCCUUUCCCUUUUCCUCGCUGUGUAUAACGUUAAACUUUGCAGAAAGAAGAGAAUCAUGUAAUUGUCCUUUUUUUUUUUAUCCUAAGAUAAGUCUAUAUAAAUAUAUCUAUAUACAAUACACAGAAGCGCAGGGAACCAGUGUUUGCAAUAAUGUUAACACUCAACAUUUAAAGGACAAACUGGUGUGCAUGUUAUAUUGGAGUUAGUGUACAUGUUUAAUAAAUGCUAUACAAUGUGUUUUUAUUAAA